AUGGUUGUAGAAGCUAAGUUUGAAUUAAUUCCAUUCCUUACGAAGCAUCAGAAGUUUAUGGCAAAGGUCGAUUAUCAUCCUGAUGAAAUUGGUGAAAUGAUCGAAACAGCCCGAGUACUGUUCUCAACAGAAGGACCACUAAUUGAAGUUACUAUACCUGUGGUUGUAGUCGGUGACAUACAUGGGCAGUUCGCUGAUCUACAACGAAUUUUUGCGGCGGUUGGCCGACCAGGUCGAACACGUUUUUUAUUUCUUGGUGAUUAUGUCGAUCGUGGACCACAAUCACUGGAGUGCAUCUGUUCGCUUGUUGCUUGGAAAAUAGCUUAUCCAAAAAGAGUUUUUUUACUCCGCGGUAAUCAUGAAUUUGCCUCCAUAAAUCGAGAAUACGGUUUUUACGAUGAAUUAGCUACACGAUUUAGCGUUGGUCAAGCAAUGCGUUUGUGGAAAGACUUCAAUGAUCUUUUUUCAAUUUUACCAUUUGCUGCUUUGAUAAAACAUAAAAUACUUUGCAUGCACGGUGGCCUUAGUCCUCAUCUCGUUUCCCUCGACAGUAUUCGCAAUAUUAAAAUGCCUGUGAUGGAAGUUUUUCCCGAUACCUUGGAGCAGGAUUUAGUUUGGUCUGAUCCAAAAUUAGACAUUAAAGGAUAUGAACCUAAUAAGUUACGCAAUGUAAGCGUAGCAUUUGGUGAAGAUACCGUAUACAAAGCAUGCAAACGUAUGAAUUUAGAUCUGAUCAUACGUGCUCAUCAGGUGAUGGAAAACGGAUAUGGUUUUUUUGCUGGUCGUAAACUAGUAACAAUCUUUUCGGCCCCACUUUAUGCAGAACUCAAUAACAAAGGAGCAGUAUUGCGAAUCAGUGCUGAUAUGGUAAUCAGUUAUGCAAUACUGAAUCCUGUAUCUCAUACAACGGCCGGGAAAGAAUAUUUCAUGCAUAACUUCAAGGAUGAUCAACGAUCGUAUCGUAUGGAUGAUUUAAAUGGUGCAACAACACUACCACAACUCCAGUAA
This is a messenger RNA of Thelazia callipaeda (thelaziosis nematode), 1008 nucleotides long. NCBI's taxonomy places the organism in Eukaryota, Metazoa, Nematoda, Chromadorea, Rhabditida, Thelaziidae. The record is from the annotation of a GenBank genome assembly.